AUGUCCGCUCCCGGCCCCGAAUCCGUGCCAACUUCGGCCGAUCCUCGCUCCCACCGUCCAACAAAGAAGCGCGCUCUUACCCCCCUCUCAGCGCAAGCCGCCUCGGUAGAUGCCCUCUUCGCAAAGCCCGACCAGAACAUCCGUAUCCCCGAGUCCUCCACCUCCGGCGCCGUCGGUGCCGCAUUCCGCUCCGCUCCCCCGGAAAUCGUCACCAACGUCCAAGGUUCCAGCGCCGGUGCAGGCUCGGGCGAGUUCCACGUCUAUAAAGCCAGCCGACGGCGCGAGUAUGAGCGCCUUCGCAGCAUGGACGAGGAUCUCCGGCGGGAAAAGGACGUUGAGGAGUUUAGCAAGGAGAAAAGUGAGCGCGACCGCAGAGAUGAGGAGCGUACGCGCAAGAACCGCGAGAAGAGGGAGAAGUUGAAGGCUCGCCAAAGCAAGAAGGGCAAGGGUUCUGCUGGAGCGACUGACAAGAAGCCCAAUGCGACGCAGCUGAGAACCGUCACAAACAGCUCUUCACAUACAGGGGACGAUAAUAAGAACUCUGCUGAUGAUACUCAAACUAUAAACCAGUCUGGUAACGAUGACUCGGAAUCAGCACCUUCUGCGCAACCUGCAGGUCUAGUCAUUCACGAUGAAGACGACUAA
This is a messenger RNA of Fusarium sp. VM40, 645 nucleotides long. The record is from the annotation of a GenBank genome assembly. NCBI's taxonomy places the organism in Eukaryota, Fungi, Ascomycota, Sordariomycetes, Hypocreales, Nectriaceae.